AGACAAUAAGCAAGCAUGACAAAUCAAACAGCACUAACAACCUUCAUCUUGCUGGGACUGACAGAUGACCCCCAACUACAAAUUCUGCUUUUUGUUUUUCUAUUUAUUUCUUACAUUUUAAGUGCAACUGGAAACCUAACCAUCAUCACCCUCACUCUGGUAGAUUCACACCUUAAAACACCAAUGUAUCUUUUCCUUCAAAAUUUCUCCUUCUUAGAAAUUUCAUUCACAACGGCGUGUGUUCCCAGAUUCUUGUAUAGUAUAACUUCUGGGGACAAGUCCAUCACCUAUAGUGCUUGUGCGAGUCAACUCUUAUUUAUAGACCUCUUUGCAGUAACAGAAUUCUUCCUCCUGGCCACCAUGUCCUAUGAUCGCUAUGUAGCCAUUUGCAAACCACUCCACUACACAACCAUCAUGAAUACCAAAGUGAGCAAGAACUUCAUCCUCUUCUGCUGGGCAGCAGCGCUGAUAAUCAUUCUCCCUCCAAUUAGCCUAGGUCUGGGCCUCGAAUUCUGUGACUCCAAUGUCAUUGAUCAUUUUUGCUGUGAUGCCUCUCCUAUCCUGAAGAUCUCUUGCUCAGAUACAUGGCUGAUAGAACAGAUGGUUAUUGUGUGUGCUGUGUUGACAUUCAUCAUCACCUUCCUCUGCGUCAUUCUUUCCUACACCUAUAUCAUCAGGACAAUCCUAAGGUUCCCUUCUGCACAACAAAGGAAAAAGGCAUUUUCCACUUGUUCAUCCCACAUGAUUGUGGUUUCCAUUACUUAUGGGAGCUGCAUCUUCAUUUAUGUCAAACCUUCAGCCAAGGAUGAGGUGGCUAUUAAUAAAGGGAUUUCACUCCUCAUUACUUCUAUAUCACCAAUGUUGAAUCCGUUUAUUUACACACUGAGAAACAAGCAAGUGAAGCAAGCUUUCAACAACUCAGUAAAAAAAAAUUGCAUUCCUCUCAAAAAUGUAAAACUCUAA
This is a messenger RNA of Echinops telfairi (small Madagascar hedgehog), 963 nucleotides long. Its product is annotated as olfactory receptor 6C2-like. The coding region runs from base 16 to 963 and encodes 315 amino acids. Gene Ontology annotation, molecular function: G protein-coupled receptor activity; olfactory receptor activity. Lineage: Eukaryota; Metazoa; Chordata; Mammalia; Afrosoricida; Tenrecidae. The record is from RefSeq and is a predicted model, not a curated record. The transcript has a single exon. Gene Ontology annotation, biological process: G protein-coupled receptor signaling pathway. Gene Ontology annotation, cellular component: membrane.